Cucurbita moschata (crookneck pumpkin) is the source of this 1244-nucleotide messenger RNA. Its product is annotated as putative F-box/LRR-repeat protein At3g16555. The transcript has 2 exons. The coding region runs from base 19 to 1113 and encodes 364 amino acids. Gene Ontology annotation, molecular function: protein binding. The record is from RefSeq and is a predicted model, not a curated record. Lineage: Eukaryota; Viridiplantae; Streptophyta; Magnoliopsida; Cucurbitales; Cucurbitaceae.
UCACACCUUCCCUCCCUAAUGGCGGCUCUUCUCGGAAACAUGCAAGUGACCAUGGAGAUUCUAUCUUGGCUUCCGCCCGAGACUCUGCUCCGUUUCAAGUCUGUUCACAAAUCCUGGUAUGCUCUAAUCGACGAUCCUAAAUUCAUAUUAAAGCAUUUUUCGAAUUCUCUUCGACACAAUCACAUAUUUCUGAAGCGUAAUAUGGAGAUAGCCUCUAAUAAAGAUAAAGCAACUAGAGAGUUUCGUAAACUUCCGCCGUCCAUUUUUCCCGUUUGUACCAUCACUGAUGCCUCUCCCCGUCCUAUUCGUUACGAGUUGAUAAUGCAUGCCGUCGGAUUUGGGUAUGAUGCAAAUUCCAGGGAUUUUAAAGUGGUUAGAAUUGUGGAUAUUGUUGGACUCCGUCGUGGAUAUCCGGUUCGAAAAGCAGAAAUUUACGAUUUGAGCAAAGACAGAUGGAGAGAAAUUGAACCCCCUGUUCGUUACAGCGAGGUAAGUUCAAUGGCUUCAUUUGAUAUGUUCCACGAAGGAACAUAUUACUGGUGGUCAUCGGAAGAAGAUGAGGAGUUUAUACAGUCAUUCAACAUGAGUGAUGAGGUUUUUGGCGAAAUUCCAUUACCAGAGAGUUUGAAUAUGGAUAAGGUGGGUGAAAUUCCGUUACAAGAGAGUUUGAAUAUGGAUGAGGGGGAGGAGGAGGAGGAGGAGGAGUGGCCGGAGGGGCCGGAGGGGCCGAGGAAGAUGUGGAGCAUGGGAAUUUUAAAUGGAUCGAUAGUUGUGCUUGAUUAUCUAUGGGGAGGAAUUGAUGAGAAAAGCUUCAAUGUUUGGGAGAUGAAAAAAGAGGAAUCAGGGGUUUGGUGGUCAAAAUUGUUUACGAUUGGUCCUAUUGGUGGAAUUGAAAAUCCAUUGUUGUUUGUAAGUUCAGAUGAACUUCUAAUGGAGUCCAACAAAGGGCAUGCCAUUUUGUACAACAUUAAAACUCAGCAUAUCAAAGAGCUUCCAAUAAAAGGAGAUGAAAACACCUUUGAAGCAACUUUUUUCGUGAAGAGUUUGUUCUCGGUCAAAGGAGGAAAUAAUAGUACAGUUUGUUCUCCGUCAAAGGAGGAAAUAAUAGUAUGAGGAGUGGAUGAAUUUUAAGUCUGUUUUAAGUUUGUUCUAGAACAUGAAUUUUAAGUUUGUUUUAGGUAGGUGAAUUUUACUAUGAACCGUGAAUUCCGUGAAUUUUAAGUUUGUUCUCUGAAUUCCGUGAA